Paramecium octaurelia is the source of this 719-nucleotide messenger RNA. NCBI's taxonomy places the organism in Eukaryota, Ciliophora, Oligohymenophorea, Peniculida, Parameciidae. The record is from the annotation of a GenBank genome assembly.
AUGUUAUUAGAGUUAAGAAUAGAUUUAAUUUAGGAUUCAUUGAGAAUUAAACCUGAAUAAACAGGAUAUUUUCUUGUUAAAUAACUUUACAAGUUCUAGCUGUUGUAGCUGAUGGUGGCCGAUUCUGAUAUUUUAAAGCAAUUUAUAGAGAAUAUUUAGAAAAUAGCGAGCAAACGGAUAUGUAAUUUGAGAAAGGGUGUUAGCUUUUAACAAGGAAGGAGAAAUUUUGUUGAAAGCAUUAAGUAGAUUAAUUGUCCACUAGAAGAGUAGGUUGCAAAAAUGAAAUUUUUAGUUAGUUCUGCUGAGGAGGAUGACACUGUUAGUCAUCAUCAUUCCUCCAAGUUUUAGAAUUUUUUGUUAAUUAUUAGAAAGAAACCAUAUAGCAUGACAGGGUUGACAAGGGAUAGAAAGCAUGAGAUGUAAAUAUAUAGUUCAUCAUAUUCAUUCAAAGUUUCAUAAUUUUAUAGUACAUUUUUGACAAAGCAUUGGGGUCUAUGUACUAGAAGUCAGAACUAUAGUGCAGAAUUCACUAAAAUGACAAAUCAUAAAAUACAUCAACAUUCUUCCCAGGUUCCUGCUGUGACAUAGUUUGCUACAGGUUAGAUCAAGAACUUAUAAAAUAGCUAACAGCCUGUAAUGUAUUUAUGAGACAAUUUUUAAAUGACUUUCUUAAAGAAUAAAAAAAUGCUGAAACAAAUACUGUUGGAUCAGCAAUCUGA